This is a messenger RNA of Uranotaenia lowii, 1037 nucleotides long. RefSeq lists its product as uncharacterized. NCBI's taxonomy places the organism in Eukaryota, Metazoa, Arthropoda, Insecta, Diptera, Culicidae. The transcript has 3 exons. Bases 387 to 800 code for a protein of 137 amino acids. The record is from RefSeq and is a predicted model, not a curated record.
UUGAUUAUUUUUUGUUUUACCUCAACUUUUAUUAGUUUAUAGAAAAUUGCACUCAUUGUCACUUUCAACUCCCAUUCCCUCUAUAAUGCAUUCAGGACCAUUUUUGACGAGCCUUAAUUAUUAUCUGUUACGGUGUUGCCACCCUUUUUAGACCAAUUUCUAUCACCGAAACAACCUUCAUCGUGAACAGUUAACCUUGAAUUAGGUAGGUUUGGAUUGCAAACCAGGGAGAAGACAAAUUUUUCGCUCAGUAGCCGCGAAUCAUUCAAAGUUUAAGCCAUUGAAACAGCUGUUCUCAUCGUUGUGAAUUUUUUUCGAAGUAAAAUCAAUAACUUUCGUUUGAAUCUAUUUUAAAAGUUAGCUUUUUUUAUGCGAAAAGAAUUAAAAUGAGGUCGAUCAUUUUGAUUUUCAUGUUGAAUCUUUCGAAUACCAAAAUUUCAAUUGCCGAAGAUACUAAAACUUUUCCGGGCGCUGAGAUCAUCAUCCCGGCUAUCAUUGGACAAAUAAUACCGGCAAUCAUCGGUGGUGGAGCUGCACCACAGCUUCCUUCAGUUUCCAUUUCCCAUACGGGAUCUAUAGCAACCUCAGUGGCCAAUACACCAAUCGCUAUUAGUCAAAGUGGAACGAUUUCAACGAGUGGCUCCUCACAAACGCAUGCAGCAUCCCAGGCCAUGGUAAAGCCCGGUGGAUCCGUUUCCGCUUCCAGUCACGUUGGCAAUCAUCGAAGACUCACGGCGAACCCAAGCUUCGGAGCUCUUUCAAAACGGCUGCAAAAAUUCCUGAAAAAUGUCGGUCGAUAGCUGGAGUAAAUAUACCUAAUGAUGAUUCGACAACUCCUCCUGGCAGGAAGUUGAUUGAAUCAAAUGAGAGAAGAUAAAUCUCCGGGACUCGUUAGUGGGAGCUUAUUUGUUGAAAUGAAGAAUAUAAAAAAACGAAAAUGAUGGUUUUGCAUCUUGAUGUUGAAGCAGAUUAUAUGAUUAAGCAUCGUAUUUUACUGCUGACUCGAUGACAAGUGUGGAAUUAGAUUUCUUCUUUAU